Arachis ipaensis is the source of this 787-nucleotide messenger RNA. The record is from RefSeq and is a predicted model, not a curated record. Lineage: Eukaryota; Viridiplantae; Streptophyta; Magnoliopsida; Fabales; Fabaceae.
ACUACCAUUUGUACCCAUGAACUUUACGAACGCUGACAAAAGUACCCAUGGAAGUAGAAAAGUGACUUUGUACCCAUGAAAGGCUGGAUCCGUCUGUCGAUAGUACCCGAACGUCAUUAAAACGUUAGCUCCGUUAAGUUAAAAGCCAACGUGGAACGUUAACUGCUUACCUGGCUUUGAAUCAGCAGUCUAACGUGUCCAAGCAUAAAUAUACCGUUAUAACAUCACCCAUUCCCCUAAUUUAUCUUCAACUGUUUCCCCAAUUUCAAUUUCAAAACCCUAGAAUGUCUAGGAGAAGCAGAGGUAACCAAUGUUCUUCGAAUGGAAGCAUCAGCGAAGAAGGGACUUCGUCUUCCAAGAGGGGUGAAGAGAAGACUUUGUCUGGAAAAUGCUUUUGUGGACAGGGUGUGGUGUUGCUACAAUAUGGAACCUUAACAAAUCCUGGGAGAUGGUUCAUAAGGUGUCCUCUAUGGAAGACGAUGGAUUGCAAGUAUUUUGUAUGGGUGGAUGAGAUUGACGGAGGAUGGGAGAGACUGGCAAGAGCCCUUGUUAGAAAAAAUCAAGAUAGCUCCUGUAGUAACCAUGAGGUCAAUCUCACUGGGCAAAGAAGAGAGAUUGAAGAGAAUAGUGUGAAGAUCUUGUUAAAGAUAGGGAAGCUCCAGGGUGAAAUUAGAACUAUUAGGGCAUGGAUUAUAACUAUUUUUUUGAGUUUACUGAUUUGUGUAGGGCUGAAUCUACUCCAAUUAAUCAAUAUGUAACUGUGCUUAUGGUGUAUGUUGUCCUAGGA